This is a messenger RNA of Papaver somniferum (opium poppy), 1928 nucleotides long. RefSeq lists its product as uncharacterized. Bases 61 to 1491 code for a protein of 476 amino acids. The record is from RefSeq and is a predicted model, not a curated record. The transcript has 13 exons. Lineage: Eukaryota; Viridiplantae; Streptophyta; Magnoliopsida; Ranunculales; Papaveraceae.
UUCAGAAAACUCAAAACCUUUUGAAUACAAAGAAGAGCAAGAGAGGAUUAGAAGAAGACGAUGGAUAUGGAUUUGGAUGAUAAACCCUUGGAUUUUGAAACCGAAGAUUCGCUACUCAUGCCAUCGGUAUCUACUGCCGUUUCCUCCAAAAGAAGGAACAAAGUGAUUGGGCUAGAUGACCUUCUUUGUGAUUAUUAUGCGGAACAAGGUAAUGAGGUUCAGCAAAAGGCUAAAAGGGCUAAAAAGGCGAAACCUAAGAAACGAUAUAAUUCAGAUGAUGAGGAUACAAUAAUGAGAAACAAGGAGGCAAGAUUAAUCAGAACACUAGAAGGGCAUGUCGCUAACAGUGAAAAAGAGGUGUCUGGAAUAAAAGCUGAAUUUGAGAUACCAUAUUGGGGUGUAAGUGUUUUCGGUGAUCAGAAAGCUACACCCUCACUAGUUUUUCCUGAGCUUGGAAGUUGCCAGCUUGUACAAUCCUUCACGAGGAAUGAGCUUAACUCAAUUGUCAAAUUGAACUCUGAAAAAGGAGAAACUUUUCUUCAGGGAUUACUAAUAAAUGGAUGGCUUUUGAAAUUGGUUCUCAAAUGUGGUCAUGUUGAAGAAUCUAUUGCAACUUGGUGCUUUAAUCUGAUGUUAUACUCCUCGAAGGAAAAAUUGAGUGAAUCUGCAUGUACAUUUUGGUGCUCCAUUCUUCAAGCCAAUGCUGAGGAGUCAACGCAAAUUGACUGGUUGCCUACCUAUGCUGAAAUAAACAAAGCUUUGGUCGCUUAUGGUUACCUACUUGAUUCGUCAAAUGAUCCCUCAUCUGUUUUAGAUAAGGUUGGCAAAGAUCAUUCUGAAGGCCCCCCUCAAAAUAUUAGAUGCUGGGUCAGGUUUCUUGGUGCUUGUAGUGAAGCAAGAAGUAAAUGGAGUAUCAUCUCAGGUUCUGAUGCCGAAGAUUGUCUUUGCGUUAUAAUUCGCUUCUAUUUAGACCGCCGACUUGAAGGCCUGUCAUUACUUUUCUAUGAGUGCAUGGUAUCAGUUAUUAAUUUCUUUACAGACAAUGAGUGGAAUAUCAGCCGUGUGAAAGUAGCCAAAUCUCUUGCUUGCAGAGUUAAUAAAGACUUGAACUGCUUGAGACUUGUGGAGUGCAUUUCUGCAGUUGAUGCUCGUAGUAAACACCUCAGAAGUGAAUUGGCCUUUCAGAUAUUGUUAAAAUCCAUAGAUGAAAAGGUGUCUGAUGGAGAAGACAUUCUUAGAUUUCUCAUAUCCAUCAAUGUGAAGGAUAGAAACUGUGAUUUUUUUCUGAUGUUCAUAUACUUGGUUCUUGCUGAGAAUUGGCUUUUGUUUGGUCCUCCACUGGAAGACAAACCCUAUAUUCCUCAGAUGUUAGGAGUUUAUCUUCGCAACUGCUCUAGCCAAAUUUCCAGCACAGAUAUGAGGUGUUAUGCUUCGAAGGUACGCAAUAAAGCUUCAUACCUUCUUCAAAGCACUUUCAGCAGAAGAAAUUGAGAUAAUCAUGUACAAACUCUUUUCUCUGAGACUACUUGGAGCAACAAAUUUAGAGUUAUAAACUUAUUUUUUUGAGAGAUGGAUCUCAUUUGAAGAUGCCCAAUGAAGCCAUUCUUGAUUGUUGGCAGAGGAUAUUGCAAUCAGCAGGUGCCACAGAUGUGAUUACCUCAAAGUAUACUGAUGGGUUGUUUCAAGGAUGCUACUUUUUUUUGUUAGAAUUUUGGAUAACUUUUUUUGUUGCAUUAAUGGGUUGUUGCAUUAAUGUUUGUUAAUAUAUUUAGCAAAGUGUAAUUAUUCAGGUCUAGGUGCAUGAGGCACUUGUUUUGUUCCUUGUCUUGGGCAACUGAAAAAAACCCCAAAAAAGUAGCAUUCAAAUGCUCGGAAGACUUUUUGUUCUUUUUAUUUCUUCCGCUUUCUACAGCUAAGAUGUUAUUCAA